Molecule: messenger RNA, 795 nt
Organism: Medioppia subpectinata
Lineage: Eukaryota; Metazoa; Arthropoda; Arachnida; Sarcoptiformes; Oppiidae
Source: the annotation of a GenBank genome assembly
AUGCCUUUAUUAUUUUUGAACAAAUACAAACGAAGCCUAUUUAUUGAGAUGUCAGCCAUAGGGUCGGGUGGUUUUGGAACUGUAUUUAAAGUAAAGCAUAGAUUGGAUGAUAAGAUAUAUGCCGUUAAAAGAAUACAAUUUGGGGAAUUUAGUGAAGAAAAGAAGCAAAAGGUUAUAAAAGAAGUAAAGAGUUUGGCAAAACUGGACUCAGAUUUUGUGGUGAAAUAUUACAACUCAUGGCUUGAGUCCAAUCAUCUCUUCAUUCAAAUGGAAUACUGUUCGCAAAGUCUUCGGUCUCUUCUGGAAAACAAACCGCUUGUCUUCGAGAGACAACCGGAAGACCCGAUGAAUGUCUUUGAAUAUUUCAUUUCAUGUGAGAUAUUCAAAGAGCUCUUAGAAAGCGUACAAUUUCUUCACGAAAGUAAUCCGCCUGUUAUUCAUCGGGAUCUCAAACCUGAUAAUAUAUUAAUUGACCGCAACUUUAUAUCCAAUCGAUUCGUAAAACUAUGUGACUUUGGUUUGGCCACCGAUCAUAACACCGACAUACAGACUACCAUUCGCUACCAGCACUCGUCAGGUGUGGGCACUAUUAAUCUUUCGUUAAUCGGCGAACUAAUCUUCGACAUCAAUCUUCAAGCAACAUCAAUACUAUAUCUAUACCAGACAUUAGUGUCAAUGAUGUCAACACCCAAUUGGCGACAAAGACCUGAGUGUCGGCAAGUGUUGGCCAAAUAUAACAAGUGGUCUAUCCAUAAGACUGUUGUCACGAAUCAUAGAAACGUCAAUAAUUUUUAG